Molecule: messenger RNA, 1610 nt
Organism: Sebastes umbrosus (honeycomb rockfish)
Lineage: Eukaryota; Metazoa; Chordata; Actinopteri; Perciformes; Sebastidae
Product: sterile alpha motif domain-containing protein 3-like
Exons: 3
Coding region: 210-1610 (466 amino acids)
Source: RefSeq, a predicted model, not a curated record
AGAACAUCCUGCUGCGUCUGGAGGAGCAGUCCCACAAAGUAUCUGCAGGGGAGAGCAGCACCUCCUCUGCACUGAAGAUUACAUUUUUUCAAGAGCUUAGAUUUUGGGUAAUUAUCAGUGUUAUUAUUCUGUUCUACUUUUGAAUGUUUAGGGGGUGGGAAUGAUGUAAAUCUAACUGAGGUGAUGUACUCUCUUAUACAGAUGCUCAAAUGGGUCAUCAGGCCAAACUUAGAAUCGUACUCAAGGACCAUGACAUACGGAAACUGGAUUUACCUCAUGGAAUUCCUGGGACAGUGGUUGAACUUGAGUCUAUUGUGAGAGAGACAUUUGGGCUUGAUGGGAACUUUACUUUGCAUUAUCAGGAUGCUGAUUUUGGAGAGGAAUAUUUUUCUCUCACCUCAACAAAUGACAUCAAGGACAAGGACACAAUCAAAGUGGUACACAUUGUUGAACCUCCCACAGUAAAUCUGACAUUUACUGAUGUGGACAGCUCCUUCGAAAGUGCAUCAGACGUCUCCGUCCAUGCAGCUUCCUCCGUCCAUGCUUCAGAGACCUCCGUCCAUCCUUCUAACAGCAGUUGCUCAUCUGGAUCGCAGGAUACCCUGAUUCUUUCAUCACCUGAACACGUGACUCAGCGUUCUCAGUGUUGGCCUAUUGAAUUUCCAGUACCUCGCUUUGCCUACGGCACAGAGCUUGUUCUUGCAUCUGGAAAUGAGGCUUUCAAGAAGGAUGGAGUUCAACUCAACUUUACCACGAUCCUUCCAGACAUCCUUGAGAAAUUGGCUGAAAGCAUCUUUCAAUAUGUUGCCUACCCGACCAGUGCGCAGCUUGCUAAUGUUACUGAGGCGCUGAUUCAGAAGCAUCCUUGCCUUAAAGAACCAGGAUCAUAUAAUGGAUGCUACGGAUGGCAACAAAGACUUAAAUAUAAAAUGGGCAACUAUAGAUCUAAACUUAGAGGGCUCGGGUGCCCUGAGAUUGAUGUGAACUCUCUCUCAAAAAAAAGAGCACAUGAGAAGGCAUCCGCAAAGAAUAUAAAAAAGCCAAGAAAGGCAGAGGUAAACUAUUUACCCCCUCACCCACAAGGAGAAACAGAAGGAAGCUUGGAACAUCAAAGAGUGGAGCUCCUUAAUGAAGUUAAGAAAAGGAACAACUGUCAGACCAUCAGCGAAAAAAUGGCAAAGACAUUCUCCAGUCGCAGACAGGAAGUUGUCAAUCUAGCACCACCAGUCAGUGACUUCAAAGAUCGAUGGCCUGCUCUUUUUGAUGCAGCACAGAUAAACGAAGAAUUCAGAAGGAUCACCACUGCUAACCUGGAAACAACGUUCAUGUCAAAACUGGACCAGUACUCCCCCAAAAUAAUGACCUUGGCCUCAUCAACAGGGGGGGCUGCAAAAAUGAAGAUCCAGCGGAUAAGGAACAUGCUGCUAGAGGAUGGUGAAGUGCAGGAUACUGAUGAAGUGAUGAAGGUUGUCGUCACCAGGGGUGCCAUAAUGACUGAUCCAGCCAGUGCAAGGAUAGUGAUCGAGGGAACAGAAGUCCUGUGCCUUGUUGAUGGGGCUGAUAUACGCGCUCAACCUCAGCUACCCAAAACAACUGAUGAAAACUUUUGA